AUGGAAGAGUCCCGCCCACUCCGUCUGACAGGGGGAGGAGGAGCAGCCCCCGCCCCCGUUGCCCCGGUGGCCCCGGUUGGCCCGGUUCCCCCGGUGGCCCCGGUGGCCCCGGUGGGGCCGGCCGCUCCUCCCGCUCCUCCCGCUCCCGCGGCUCCCCUCCCGCCGGCGGCGGCGGCGCCGUCCCCCGGGGGUUCCGGCGGGAGCCCGGCCGUGCUGCGCGAGGCGGUGGAGGCGGUCGUCAGGAGCUUCGCCAAGCACACGCACGGAUACGGCAGAGUGAACGUGGUGGAGGCCCUGCAGGAGUUCUGGCAGAUGAAGCAGUCCCGGGGGGCCGACCUGAAGAACGGGGCCCUGGUGGUCUACGAGAUGGUCCCCUCCAACAGCCCCCCGUACGUCUGCUACGUCACCCUGCCCGGCGGGAGUUGCUUCGGCAGUUUCCAGUUCUGCCCCACCAAAGCGGAGGCCCGGCGCAGCGCGGCGAAGAUCGCGCUGAUGAACUCCGUGUUCAACGAGCACCCUUCCCGGCGGAUCACGGAGGAGUUCAUUGAGAAGAGCGUGUCGGACGCCCUGGCGACUUUCAACGGCAACCCGGAGGAGGCGGACAACCCCAACACCGGCAUCGGCGCCUUCCGCUUCAUGCUGGAGUCCAACAAGGGCAAGUCGAUGCUGGAAUUCCAGGAGCUGAUGACGGUUUUCCAGCUGCUGCAUUGGAACGGCAGCCUGAAAGCCAUGCGGGAACGGCGAUGCUCCCGGCAGGAGGUCCUGGCCCACUACUCGCACCGGACGCUGGACGACGACAUCCGUCACCAGAUGGCCCUGGACUGGGUGAGCCGGGAGCAGGGGGUGGCGGGAGCCCUGGCCCGGGAGCUGGCCGCCACCGAGCGGGAGCUGGACCAGGCGCGCCUGGCCGGCAAGGAGCUGCGCUUCCACAAGGAGAAGAAGGACAUCCUCCUCCUGGCCGCCGGACAGCUCGCCUCCCCGCACUCGCCGCCCGCCUGCUAGGCCCCCGGCCGCCCCCCCCCCCCAACACUGCCGCCGCUCGCCCCAGCCCCGCUUCCGACCGAUUCCAGUCCCCGGACCCUUUCCUCUUGGUUUAUCGUUUAUCGCCCCCCACGCCGGGGGCGCUUACUCUAGGCGUCGAGACGCCGUACUGGGCGGGCGAAUUGGGUCAGGCGCGGGCCCCGGGCUGUUCCGUCUCCUCCCCGUCCCGUCGGGCCCAGGGGCGGCAGCGCCCUGCCCCUUCUCCCCCCCCCACGGCCCCCCGGGGGUCCGUCGCUGCACUUUAAAGGCACACCCCCCCCCGACCCCCAAGUCGCCCCCUUUCCCGUUUCCGGCCCCCCACUUUUAAGAAGGGCAGACCCCUACCUGCCCCAGACUCCCCUCCCAUAUCCCGGCAACACGGGGUCCCCCUCGGAACAGAUGGGGGGCCACCGGUGCCCUGACCUCCCUCUCUCCUGCCCACCCCCAUCGUCGCCGUGGCUCCGGGGCCCGGGAAGGGGCCAGAUGCCAUUUUCCGCCGGGUUCCCCUUUGGACUCCCUUCUGGAAACCCACUCCUCGUCUUCAGCCCCCAACGAGGGGACGGUGCCGGGGGGGCGUCAGCCCCCUCCUGCCUUCGUCCCCGGCCGGCCGUGACCCGACCAAGAGGCCAUCGGCUUCAUCCCCCUGUCCGGGGGCCGGUCGGCGCCCCGGGCCUCACACCUCCAACCACCUUUCCCGCCCAUUUUUGGUCCUAUUUUUGAUCCCAAAGGACCCCCCCCAACCCACCGCCGGUGGCCCCAAGACCCGCCAACGGGCGCAGGCCAUUCCCCACCCUCCCCCAGCCCGGGACCCCAGACCCCAUCCUGUCCCAUGUAUUUCGUACGUAUAAUUUUAUAUAAUAAACCAAUUUUGUGUAGCAACCAGA
Messenger RNA from Tachyglossus aculeatus (Australian echidna), 1904 nucleotides. It is a transcript of the gene LIX1L, whose product is annotated as limb and CNS expressed 1 like. Gene Ontology annotation, biological process: autophagosome maturation. Bases 1 to 1002 code for a protein of 333 amino acids. The record is from RefSeq and is a predicted model, not a curated record. Gene Ontology annotation, cellular component: cytoplasm. The transcript is spliced from 7 exons. Lineage: Eukaryota; Metazoa; Chordata; Mammalia; Monotremata; Tachyglossidae.